Molecule: messenger RNA, 627 nt
Organism: Notothenia coriiceps (black rockcod)
Lineage: Eukaryota; Metazoa; Chordata; Actinopteri; Perciformes; Nototheniidae
Product: mitochondrial import inner membrane translocase subunit TIM44-like
Exons: 6
Coding region: 13-627 (204 amino acids)
Biological process (GO): protein import into mitochondrial matrix
Cellular component (GO): mitochondrial inner membrane
Molecular function (GO): protein-folding chaperone binding
Source: RefSeq, a predicted model, not a curated record
UUAACAUUCAAGAUGGCGACCCCCUUGUGUCAGUGUUACCAGAUAUGUGUGAGAAGAGGCUUGGUUUCUUUCCCUUCCUGCUACCUUCUCCUUCACAACAGAGCCGCUGUCUACAGGACACAUGGGCUCCUCACAUGCUCUUCACAGGUGUCUCAGUCCCCCUCCCUGCAGGUCAGGUAUAUGUCAGGGGAGAGAGGCGGGGGCAGAGGCGGGGGCAGAAAGGGUUUCAUGGGGGAGUUACUGGACAACAUAAAGCAAGAGCUAAACAAAAACAAAGAAAUGAAAGACAACAUCAAGAAGUUCAGAGAAGAGGCCCAAAAGCUAGAGGAGUCAGAAGCAUUGAAACAAGCUCGAAGGAAAUUUAAAACGAUAGAGUCUGAAACAGUGAAGACCUCCGAUGUUCUCAGGAAGAAGCUGGGAAACAUCUCUGAGAGCGUUAAAGAGGGGCUUGAGGAGGUGAGUCGUACGGACAUUGGAAAGAAAAUCAAGGAUGGAAUAGAGGAAGCAGCCAAAUCAGCGAAGACCUCAGCGGAGUCUGUCUCUAAAGGUGGAGAGAUGUUGGGGAAGACCGGUGCCUUCAGAGCAAUAUCACAGGAGGCGCGCAGCAGCAUUCUGGACCAGCUGUAG